Molecule: messenger RNA, 963 nt
Organism: Pestalotiopsis fici W106-1
Lineage: Eukaryota; Fungi; Ascomycota; Sordariomycetes; Amphisphaeriales; Sporocadaceae
Exons: 3
Coding region: 1-963 (320 amino acids)
Biological process (GO): proteolysis
Molecular function (GO): serine-type peptidase activity
Source: RefSeq, a predicted model, not a curated record
AUGGCCUACACAAAAUCGAACCGCCUUGUCUACAAGGUGUUGGAUGGGCAGGAAAUCGAUGUUGAAACCUAUCUGCCAGCGACUGAGAAGAAGGCCAGCAGAGGACAGCCCGUCAUCAUCGAUAUCCAUGGAGGUGCCUUUAUGCUGGGUGCCUCGGGCAUGGUGAACAAGGACCAGGUCGAGGAUUGCCUGAGCCGUGGAUGGAUAGUAUUGGUCCCCAAUCAUCGGUUGUGCCCGCAGGUCGACCUUCUGGAGGGACCCAUGAAGGACUGCCGUGACUUAUUGGCUUGGAUCUAUGAUGGCAGUCUGCAGAAGCAAUUAUCGACUGUUCAGGGAGACGAGUUCAGGGUCGAUCUCGAUCACGUUUUCGCAUUUGGCACAUCUUCUGGAGGCACAUUGGCUCUCAGCCUGGGCUUUGGCGUUCCGCGCCCCGUGGCUGGAAUCUUUGACAUGUACGGACCUUGCAACUUUGCCGACCCGUUCUGGACUAGUCCCCUGCCGCACAUGCAGGCGAGGCUGCCGCCGCUGGCCGCCGACUUUAUCGCCAAGAUUUACGACGAGAAGCCGGUGCCCAUCGUGGGCGGCGUCUCGCUCGAGGGCCAGGCGACGGGCGGUCCCAACUUUGGCGAUCCGCGGGUCGCCUUUGCCAUGACCCAGAUUGGCAACGGCACCGUCAUGGAUGCCAUUUACCCGUCCAAGGACUGGGCAAAGGUCGACCCGCUGCUCAAUGUUGAUGGUGCCUCGUUCCCGCCCACCUACAUUGUUCACGGCUUGGCCGAUACCAUGGUGCCCAUCAGCCUGAGCAGAGACUUGUAUGCUGUAUUGCAGCAGAAGGGCGUCAAGUGUGAGAUGACUGAAGUGCCAGAUGAGGAGCACACGUUUGCUGGCAAAAUGAAGGUUGGAAGUCAGACGUGGGACCUCCAGCGGAAAGGGUUUGAUUUCUUGGAGAGUCUGAUAGUCUAA